This is a messenger RNA of Xiphophorus hellerii (green swordtail), 2560 nucleotides long. It is a transcript of the gene hs3st3b1a, whose product is annotated as heparan sulfate (glucosamine) 3-O-sulfotransferase 3B1a. The coding region runs from base 314 to 1426 and encodes 370 amino acids. NCBI's taxonomy places the organism in Eukaryota, Metazoa, Chordata, Actinopteri, Cyprinodontiformes, Poeciliidae. The record is from RefSeq and is a predicted model, not a curated record. The transcript is spliced from 2 exons. Gene Ontology annotation, molecular function: [heparan sulfate]-glucosamine 3-sulfotransferase activity.
ACAUUGAGAACAAGUGAUGAGAGAUAAACUACUUUGCGCUCAGGGAGCCGCUCAACUGGUGAUAUCCUGAAUGUUUGUUUUCGCAUAUUUAGAAGGGAAAAAAGUAAAGAAAAAAAGAACCAACGUGCAUCUUCUCGGGGCAUAUUUAAAGAAAAAGGCGCAUCUACCACACGUUUUCCCCAUUUUUCUUUCCAUUUUGAGCAUAAAUUGUGAUUGGACAAAAUAUCGUGCAGGAUUUCAACCGCGUCAAAGGAGUGGGGCUGCGACACCAAGAUGCCUUAAAGCUGGAGUUUAACUUUUCCACGGAGUUCCUAUGGAAUAUAGUCCAUUUUUACACAUCUUACAUGUUGUGCCAUCAUCCCACGUGAGGAAUAAACUAUUUGUUUUCUGCAUCAUGUUGUCCCUCUGGGUCUACAUGAUAUAUUGCUGCGUUGGCUACUGCUCUACAGUCCCAAACCUGACGUACAGCCCGGUGAGGAGACACGAGAAUGACGCUGCGGCUGACAAUCGAGACUCAUCUCUGGGAGCGUCCAGGGACCUACUGAAUAACGAGAAUGAGUUGGACAGCAGGGGAGACGAGUGGAACGAAGUGAGAAGCGAGGCUAAGGCGGUGGAUGAUAACGCCAUGUCAGGUUUUCUUAAUGAGACGGAGAGCAAAAAGUUGCCCCAAGCUAUUAUCAUCGGGGUGAAGAAAGGAGGGACCCGGGCGCUGCUGGAGUUUCUGCGGCUGCAUCCAGACAUCAGGGCGGUGGGAGCAGAGCCGCACUUCUUCGACCGCAACUACGACAAGGGACUAGAGUGGUACAGGGAACUGAUGCCCAAGUCGUCAGAGGACCAGUUGACCAUGGAGAAGACCCCCAGCUACUUUGUCACAAGAGAAGUCCCAUCUCGGAUCUACUCCAUGUCUAAAGACACCAAACUGAUCGUUGUUGUACGAAAUCCUGUCACCCGAGCCAUCUCGGACUAUACCCAAACCCGCUCCAAAAAGCCGGACAUCCCCUCCUUUGAGAGCCUCACUUUUAAGAACAUAUCAGCAGGUCUGAUUGACACCACAUGGAGCGCUGUUCAGAUCGGCAUGUACGCCAGACACCUUGAACAGUGGCUCCAAUUCUUCCCCAUGGAGCAGUUGCUGUUUGUUAGUGGAGAGCGUCUCAUUACCGACCCUGCGGGUGAGAUGGCUCGUGUUCAGGACUUCCUUAGACUUCGGAGGGUGGUCACGGAGAAGUAUUUCCACUUUAACCCAACAAAAGGAUUCCCUUGCCUUAAAAGACCAGAGUUGAACACCAAGCCACACUGCCUGGGAAAAACCAAAGGCAGGACCCAUCCGAAUAUUGACCCGCAGGUUGUGAGGACUUUAAGGGAUUUCUAUAAACCCUUCAAUAGGAAGUUUUACAAGAUGACUGGUCACAACUUUGGCUGGGAUUAAGCAAGAUAUGACAGACUAAUGCUGGUUCUUUGUCUGUGUUUUUUUAAUAAUCAUUCAGGACAUAUUGUGAUACAGUGUAUGUACAAUAUUUAGCUGUGUGUAAAAAGUUCAGAAGUCUAUUUUAUAAUAAUUUAUUGUUAAGAUAUUAAGUCACAAAGCUGCCUGAUCAGUUUAUUCGUGUUUUCAAGUCCCAUGAGGUGUUUUUUUCCAGAAGCACAGGUAUUUUAAGGUAUUUUCAACCUAAACGUUUUUUGCCUUUUGUUUCACCCUAAUCAGAUUAGGAUUCAGCUCCCCAACAAACUGGUAAUAUCCCCUUAACAUUAGCCUGACCCUCAGAGGACUGUGCACCCACUUAGGUGGGUCGAUAUAGACCUCAGCUGAUCCUGUGCAACUUGCCAGGUGGAUCAAUACAGUAAUAGGUCCUCAUCAUGUCAAUUAGGCCUGAGUGAUGGCAUCUCCUUGAUCUUGUGUGUCUCAUUAUAACAUCUGUCUAUCAGUAGCACAAUGCUUUUGGUUGAGCCGUAAGCCAAAGUCAAGUUGAUAUAAAAUUAUAUAUGAUCGUUUUUUUUUACUUUAUUAUCUUAUUAUAUUUAUCCAAAAGGGAGUCCAGGCACAACACCAUGGGGGAUAUUAUUAUCAGUUUUUCAUGAAAUUGCUCCUCAGUUUUUAUAAUGCCUAAACACAAGAUUAUUUUAUGAGAAAAGCCAUACAGCUCAGUUACAUGUAUUGAUCCGUAUUGAAACUGCUGGGAUUUAUUGCUCUGCGCAGCUUUUUUUACUGCAGUGUGUUAAUUAUGCACUGUUCCCAUAAAAAAAAAAACGAGCAUCUCUUUCUCAACCUUCAGUGACACCUGACAGGAUUUAAUAUAUACCCUGCUACUUCUGAGGUUUCUCUGUUAACUUUGGUUUUAUGGCUGAGUUUUAUUCAGCCUCAAUUGACAUGCCUUUGUGAGCUUUUUUUGGCAUCAGCCAGUAUUCACUAUUCACAAUCUGCAGCCAUGUGGGAAAGGCACUAUGCUGUAUGGACUGAUUUACAACACAAACACUGAAAUCAAACAGUUUCAAAUGAGAUCUUGAUGCAAAUCUGCAGUCAUGUGGGUUUUAUGAAGUAGAAAAUAAAUCUUUUUUGCCAGUA